AUGCGGCCUAUCGUCGGAUGGAAUUGCGUGAAGAGGGCGGAUUCGUCAGACGAAUCGCUCGAUUACGAAGAUAUCUCGGACAUGAUGCCGCCCGUUACCCAGAGCCAGUCAACCUGGAUAUUGCAGGAAGUGUCAACAGGAGCGAUCAAGAUCAGUCGCGAUGCCACAUUCAUGGAAGACAAGUUUGAUGAAGGUCCGCGCAACUACAACGAUGAGUCAAGUGCCGUUGAGUUUGAUGAUCAAGACGAGGACGAAGAAAAAGAAGAAGGUAAAACUGACGACGACAUGGACUCGAGCGACGAUGACAACGAAGACACCAGGUCUUCGAAGAGCAACAUCAAGAGACACACGCGCACUCAAUCACUUGAGAAAGCUACCGUCAUUCCAAGUCCCAAGCGAAGAACGUACAGAGGUCCGUCGCUUGAGCAUGUGUCAGCGGCUGCAAUGGAUUUUGAAGCAGCCUACAUCGUUGAUUCAGUGGGGGAAACGCCGACUACAUUCAAGUCGGCGAUGGAAUCAAGCGACUCCGGCAAGUGGAAAGAAGCGUGUGACUCGGAGUUCGACUCGCUUCAGAGAAACGACACGUGGGAAAUCGUGCCUCUUCCGAAAGGUCGCAAGGCCAUCGGGUGCCGAUGGGUUUUUCGUGUAAAGGAGAAUCAAGAUAGCGAAGUUGAACGUUUCAAGGCAAGACUUGUGGCCAAAGGAUUCUCACAGAAAUUCGGAGUUGACUAUGAAGAAACUUUCGCACCGGUGGCCAAGUUCACAUCGAUUCGUGUGGUGCUCAGUAUGGCGGCCAAGUACGGCCUAAUGCUACAUCAGAUGGACGUCAAGACAGCGUUUCUUAACGGCUCCCUCAACGAAGACAUCUACAUGGACCAGCCGGACGGAUACCUGGAUGCAACACAGCCGGACUAUGUGUGCAAGCUAAAGAGAUCACUCUACGGCUUGAAGCAAUCGCCUCGCAUGUGGAACCAAACAAUCGAUGGGUUCAUGAUCAAGAUGGGAUUCAAGAAGUGCGAAUCGGACCACUGCAUCUACAUCAAGCGAGACGACCAAGACAUGAUUCUCGUGGUGCUCUACGUCGAUGAUCUCAUCCUGGCCAGCAGCAACAACGAACUCCUCAAGUCGACCAAGAUGGCGCUGAGCAAACGCUUCGAAAUGACGGAUCUCGGUGAGCUCGAUUACUUUCUCGGCAUGGAGAUCAAGAACGACCGUAAGACGGGAAUGGUGACUGUGCAACAAACCAAGUUUCUCAAGUCCGUGUUAACCAAGUUCGGAAUGGAUAACAGCAAGCCAGUGAAGACGCCUCAAGAUCCCGGCCUGAAGCUAACCAAGAACAUGUGUGAACAAGAAUGCAAGCACGAAGACACCAUAUGCAACGUGCCAUAUCGAAGUGCUGUCGGAGGCAUCAUGUAUCUCAUGGUCGCCACACGUCCGGAUCUAGCUGCUGCAGUGGGAUCAUUAUCCCAGUUCUCGUCCGACCCAUGCCCGACUCACUGGCAAGCUUUGAAGCGUGUGCUGAGAUACCUGCAAGCAACGCCCAAUCAUGGUCUUGAGUUUACACGUGAAGAAGGAAGCCGUAUCUGCGGGUACACCGACGCAGACUGGGCCGGCGACAUUGAGUCAAGACGAAGUACAAGCGGCUAUGUGUUCAUGAUGAACGGAGGAUGCAUCAGCUGGAAAAGCCAGAAACAACGGACGGUCGCGCUAUCUUCAACAGAAGCAGAAUACAUGGCGCUUUCCGAAGCAACCAAAGAAGCAGUAUGGCUCAAGGUGCUUUUGGGGAACUUGGUGAGAUGA
This is a messenger RNA of Peronospora matthiolae, 1800 nucleotides long. The record is from the annotation of a GenBank genome assembly. Lineage: Eukaryota; Oomycota; Peronosporomycetes; Peronosporales; Peronosporaceae.